This is a messenger RNA of Cyphellophora attinorum, 1701 nucleotides long. Its product is annotated as putative sterigmatocystin biosynthesis monooxygenase stcW. Gene Ontology annotation, molecular function: N,N-dimethylaniline monooxygenase activity; NADP binding; flavin adenine dinucleotide binding. The transcript has 2 exons. The coding region runs from base 1 to 1701 and encodes 566 amino acids. Lineage: Eukaryota; Fungi; Ascomycota; Eurotiomycetes; Chaetothyriales; Cyphellophoraceae. The record is from RefSeq and is a predicted model, not a curated record.
AUGUCACCGUACCUAGAAGAGAACGGCACGGCGACUGUCCAUCGUCACCAAGCUAAGGAUACACCCAGGGUCACCCCACCAUCACCUCAAUCAGAGAAGAGACCGGACGGUGUCGCAGACUCAAAGACUGUCUCCCCAGGUAUCUUCGAAGACAACGAACGCCACGAGCCGGAACGCGCCCCUUUGAGAACAGUAUUCCCAGCUCUUGAGCUCGAGGAGCAUGCUGUGGACGAGCACGAAAGCCGUCGAGCUAUUGUUGUUGGUGCUGGUCCAGCAGGAAUCACAGCUGGAAUCUUACUUCAACACAAGGUUCCUGGUCUCGAUCUGACAAUACUGGAACGCAACUCGGACGUCGGUGGCGUGUGGAAUUCCAACAUCUAUCCUGGUGUCCGUUGUGACGUGCCAUCUGAUGUCUACCAAACGACAUUCUCGCCUAAGACUGACUGGUCUGCGAAUUACGGACGUGGAGCUGAGAUCAAGGCGUACUGGAAAGGUCUCGUUGCCAAAUACAAUCUUGGCAACACGAUCCAGCUCUCGCAUCGGGUACUAGAAGCUCGCUGGUCGGAGGCACUCGCCAAGUGGCAGAUACGUGUCGAACACUUGGGUGCCGUCAGAGUCGAGGAGGCUGACUUCCUGAUCACCGCCACAGGUCAUUUCAGCGACCCCAGGCUGCCGUCAUAUCCAGGCAUCGAGACUUUUCAGGGACACCUUAGGCAUACAUCAAACUACGACCCAGCAUUUGACGCAGCGGGUAAGAGGGUGGCAGUCAUCGGCAACGGUGCUAGCGGUAUCCAGGUAUUGCCCCAGCUGCAGAAGGUCGCCAAGUCGUUGGACCAUUAUGCAAGGUCUCCAACAUGGAUUGCUGGCUCAUUUGGUGGUGAGAAGAUCCCCCCGUCCACAUCAGACUCACGAGAGCUUGCUCCUCAAGAUGCGCAAGGCUACACGCAGUUUCGCAAAUCCAUCGAGAACAAGUCCUUUGAUCGCUUCAGCAUCAUCUUCAAAGACCAGCUGCCGAACAAGAAAGCCCGUGAAACUUUCCAAGGACUCAUGGCAGCACGUCUGGGCGACAAGCGAGACGAGCUGCUCGAUGCAGUGACUCCGUCGUUCUCCCCCAACUGCCGACGCUUGACACCCGGCCCUGGCAUUGCUACUCCCGGUUACCCCAACUUGUUCUUCCUUCUUGGUCCCAAUAGCACCGGGCCCGGUGGCACGCUUCCACAUAGCCUAGAGAACAGUGUGACCUAUAUCGCGAAAGUGCUACGCAAGGUCAGCAGCCAGCGCAUACGUACCAUUCAGCCAACGGAAGCGGCAACGAGAGAUUUCCGCGCCUACUGCGAAAGCUUUUUCCCAAGGACGGUGAUGAGCGAGAAUUGCAGCUCAUGGUACAACGGCGGAAUCAACGGCGGCCGCAUACAUGGAAUAUGGCCUGGUAGCGGUAGUCAUCUGAACAUUGUGAGGCGCCAGGUCCGAUGGGAAGAUUACGAAUACACGUACUUAAAUCGCCAAGGCAAUCGUUUUGGCUACUUUGGAAACGGAUGGAGCGUAAAGGACAUUCAAGCAGCAGAACUGGCCACAAGUAAGCAAGAGACAACGGGCGAAGACGGCGAACGGGAGGUAGACUUCUCGUCGUAUUUGAAGCCCGAAGCUGUGGACGGGAAAUUGGAUCUCAGGGAUUAUCAUGAGAGCUGGUGGGAUCUAUGA